AUGCUGUUCCAGUCCAAUCUUGUUGCUGGUCGAGCCUCUUUGCCCAUCCACGGAUAUAAGGUUCCACCAGCACAACCUCAGGCUUUAAUUCCUCCUGGCUCCCUCAAAAGGUCACGGACACCAUCACCGCCACCUCAAGGAGGGUAUCAACAGAUCCCGUACAACUUCAAGAAUUUGCCAGGGCAUGCUCCUCCCAGCGUACCUGUGACUCUUGCCACAACCAAGGCGGGGAGUGCAGGCAAUGUGUACGUGGCAGGUCAGGCUCCUUACUACCAUGGGUCUACUCAAGCUCAUGGCAGCUCCAGCCAGUACCAGACCACCUCCCAAGCUGUGGCUUAUCUCCCACCUGCAGCACCAACCCACACCAAUCCCCCUCCUUCUUCCCAACCCCAACAACCUCCUUCUCGAGAUGACAAACAUCUCCAGCCCGUUUAUAUGCAAAGUGGUCGAGGCCAUGCUUUUAUCACAGCUACACAUGUGCCUACUCUUCACCAAGCGAUGGACCACAAAGGCAAACCUGGAGGAAGUAGUUUCAUGCCACCUGGGGAGGGAGGACAAGAGAAGUAUUUCCAGCCAAAUGUGAGAUCACAUUUGGCCCUCCAUUCUGGGGUACUGCCAGUGCAACAACCACAUCCAGGGGUGGGUAUUUUACCUGCUUAG
Molecule: messenger RNA, 660 nt
Organism: Procambarus clarkii (red swamp crayfish)
Lineage: Eukaryota; Metazoa; Arthropoda; Malacostraca; Decapoda; Cambaridae
Product: KH homology domain-containing protein 4
Source: RefSeq, a predicted model, not a curated record